AACUAAGUCCACAGGUUUCAGGCGUGAACUACAAACACAAACGUUAUAUUAAUAGGACAAUGACUUGUUCCUUAUUUGUUGUAAACCUUUGCCAUUCACCUUGAUCCCCCAAUUAAACCAACUUAACAACAUCUGAAUAUGACCACGCUACCUCAUUCAUUUACUAUGAUUGUAACAUUAAUUAUUGUUCUUGCCCAAACACUUGUGGUGGUGAACUCACUUCCUGAAGCUGAUAAAAUAACCAAUUUGCCGGGGCAGCCACAUGUCAAAUUUCAGCAAUAUUCUGGUUACAUUACCGUGGAUGACCAAAAUCAGAGAGCUUUGUUUUAUUACUUUGUUGAAGCUGAAAAACACCCUACUUCCAAGCCAGUAGUCCUCUGGUUGAAUGGAGGUCCUGGUUGUUCAUCUAUUGGAGUUGGAGCUUUAGUUGAGCAUGGCCCUUUCAAACCGGGUGACAACAAUGUUCUUGUGAAAAAUCAUUAUAGUUGGAACAAAGUGGCAAAUGUGCUAUACUUGGAAUCACCAGCUGGUGUUGGAUUUUCAUACUCAAGCAAUACAUCUUUCUAUACCUUAGUGACAGAUGAAAUUACAGCUAGAGAUAAUCUUAUUUUUCUACAGCGAUGGUUCACUGAAUUCCCUGAGUACUCAAAAAACGACUUCUUCAUUACAGGGGAGAGCUAUGCAGGUCACUAUGCUCCACAACUUGCACAACUUAUUGUUCAAACAAAGACCAACUUCAAUCUUAAGGGGGUAGCAAUAGGCAAUCCUCUAAUGGAAUUUGAUACUGAUUUGAACUCCAAAGCUGAAUUCUUUUGGUCCCACGGACUGAUUUCAGAUUCAACUUAUGAUCUCUUCACCAGAGUUUGCAACUAUUCCACAAUUAGGAGACAAACGAUACAAGGUAAUCUUAGUGACGUUUGUGCAAAAAUAAAUGGACUGGUGUUUACUGAGGUUAGCAACUAUAUAGACCAAUAUGAUGUCACUCUUGAUGUGUGUCUGUCAUCAGCAAAUCAACAGGCUUAUGUGCUGAAUCAAAUGCAAGAGACACAGAAGAUAGAUGUUUGUGUGGAUGAUAAAGCAGUCACAUACUUAAACAGGAAAGAUGUGCAGAAGGCUCUCCAUGCUAAGCUUGUUGAAGUCUCCAAAUGGUCAGCUUGCAGCAGAGUUCUCCAUUAUGACCGUCGGAAUCUAGAGAUACCAACCGUUUCUAUUCUAGGCUCACUUGUUAAUUCCAACAUCAGAGUUCUGGUAUACAGUGGAGAUCAAGAUUCAGUUAUCCCAUUACUGGGAUCUCGGUCUCUGGUGAAUGGAUUAGCCAAGGAACUUGGACUGAAUACAACAGUGGCAUAUAGAGCCUGGUUUGAGAGAAAACAGGUAGCAGGAUGGACACAAGUAUACGGAGAGCUCUUAUCAUAUGCCACCAUAAGAGGAGCAUCUCAUGAAGCUCCCUUCACUCAACCACAGAGAUCACUCGUGCUACUUAAAGCAUUUCUAGAAGGAAAGCCACUACCUAAUGUUAAAUAAAAUAUGAACUGCUUUAAUCACACAGAUGUUCCUAAUUCCUUUCACCACAAUAAAUAUUUUUUUUCUAAAAUCCUCACAGAGCUAUUGGAUCAUAUUUAAUUGUUCUUUCGAAUAAUGAGUUAAAGUAGCAGGGGUUGAAACUAAGCAAUGUUAUUAUUGAAGUCGAAAAUCACAAAUAAAGUUGAAUUUUCUGAGA
This is a messenger RNA of Glycine soja, 1720 nucleotides long. Its product is annotated as serine carboxypeptidase-like 45. Gene Ontology annotation, molecular function: serine-type carboxypeptidase activity. Bases 139 to 1524 code for a protein of 461 amino acids. Gene Ontology annotation, biological process: proteolysis. The record is from RefSeq and is a predicted model, not a curated record. NCBI's taxonomy places the organism in Eukaryota, Viridiplantae, Streptophyta, Magnoliopsida, Fabales, Fabaceae. Gene Ontology annotation, cellular component: vacuole. The transcript has 9 exons.